AUGCAGGGGAACAGGCAGCCGAGGGUCCGCUCCGGGAACGAGCCUCAUCCUGCGCCCGCCAUGGAGCCGGCUGGUCGCGGCGCCUGGGCCCACAGCCGCGCCGCGCUCUACCGGCUGGAGAAGCUGCUGCGCUGCUCGCGUUGCACUAAUAUUCUGAGGGACCCUGUGUGUUUAGGAGGAUGUGAGCACAUCUUCUGUAGUAAUUGUGUAAGUGACUGCAUUGGAACCGCAUGUCCAGUGUGUUACACCCCAGCCUGGAUACAAGAUGUGAAGAUAAAUAGACAAUUGGACAACAUGAUCCAGCUUUGUAGUAAGCUUCGAAAUUUGCUACAUGACACUGAUUUUUCAGAUGUGAAAGAAGAAACAUCUAGGAAAAGUUUAUUUAGUGAUGCAGAAUAUAAGAAGAAUUCAAUAAAAAUGUGGUUUAGUCCUCGAAGUAAGAAGGUCAGGUAUGUUGUGAGUAAAGUUUCAGUGCAGACUCAUCCUCCUGUGAUAAACGAUGAAAAUGCUCAGCAGGCCUCCAUGUACGAAUUUGUCUCUACAAGCCCUCCAGUGGAUGUUUCUGAGAGAGCUAAGAAGGCUUCCACAAAAUCUGGGAAAAAAAAGAAAAAGAAAACUUUGGCUGAAAUCAACCAAAAAUGGAAUUUACACGCAGAAAAAGAAGACGGUAAACCUGACUCCGAAGAGGAAUUUAAGGAAAAGCUAGUAUCCUUCUGUAGCCAACCAUCUGUUAUUGCUAGUCCGCAGAUAAAUGCUAAAGUAGACUUACUAGCGAGUGGCUCCAUAACAAAAUCUGAAUGUUCUAGAAGCUUAACUGAAGUCUCUUUACCAUUGGCUGAGCACAUUGAGUCUCCAGAAAUUGAGAGCAGGAAUGAAGUAGUGACUCCUGAGAAGACUCUCUGUGAAAGCGAUCUUACGUCUAAGAAAUCCUUGCCAUCAGGUCAUAAUGGGAAACGUGGGCGUCGCAAGAGACUUUCCAGUUCUGUUUCUAAGAGACGUAGAAGCAGCAGUCCGAGCACCAGUGGAAAUUCUAUUAAGCAAACAGUGCUCUCAAAAAACAUGCCAUUGCCUGGAUGUUCUUCACCACCUUCAAAGAAACUUAAAGUUGGUGACACAGUGAGGAGGAAAAGCAGUAAUAUAUUAGAUGAAUCCAUUAGCCCUUCACCAGGUACGCCCCCUUCUACACUGAAUAGUCCAAGUUACAGACGAAUGAUGUGUAGUCCCUCAGCAAUGAAGCUAUCGCCCAGUAGUCUUAUGGCUAUGAAAAGAAAUCAUCGAGGAGAGACUUUGCUCCAUAUUGCUUCAAUUAAGGGCGACAUACCUUCUGUUGAAUACCUCUUACAAAACGGAAGUGACCCGAAUGUUAAGGACCAUGCUGGAUGGACACCAUUGCACGAAGCCUGCAAUCACGGGCACCUGAAGGUGGUGGAAUUGCUGCUCCAGCACAAGGCGUUGGUGAACACCACUGGGUAUCAGAAUGACUCACCUCUUCACGACGCAGCCAAGAAUGGGCACGUGGAUAUAGUCAAGCUGUUACUCUCCUAUGGAGCCUCCAGGAGCGCGGUUAACAUAUUUGGUCUGCGGCCUGUGGAUUAUACAGACAGUGAAAAUAUGAAAUCGCUGUUGCUGCUACCAGAGAAGAAUGAAUCAUCAUCAACUAGCCAUUGUUCAGUAGUAAACACUGGUCAGCGCAGGGAUGGGCCUCUUGUACUUAUAGGCAGUGGACUUUCUUCAGAACAACAGCAAAUGCUCAGUGAGCUUGCAGCAAUUCUUAAGGCUAAAAAAUGUGCUGAGUUUGACAGUACAGUAACUCAUGUCAUUGUUCCUGGUGAUACAGUUCAAAGCACCCUGAAAUGUAUGCUUGGGAUUCUCAGUGGUUGCUGGAUCCUAAAAUUUGAAUGGGUGAAAGCAUGUCUACAAAGAAAAGAAUAUGAACAGGAAGAAAAGUAUGAAAUUCCUGAAGGACCACAUAGAAGCAGGCUCAACAGAGAACAGCUGUUGCCAAAGCUGUUUGAUGGAUGCUAUUUCUAUUUUGGGGGAACCUUCAAACACCAUCCAAAGGACAGCCUUAUUAAGCUUGUCACUGCGUCUGGGGGACAGAUCCUCAGUAGAAAGCCCAAGCCAGACAGUGACGUGACUCAAACCAUCAAUACAGUCGCGUACCAUGCCAAACCUGAUUCUGAUCAGCACUUCUGCACACAGUAUAUCAUCUAUGAGGAUUUGUCUAAUCAUCGCCCAGAGAGAGUUAGGCAGGGCAAAGUCUGGAUGGCUUCUUCCAGCUGGUUUAUAGAUUGUGUGAUGUCCUUUGAGUUGAUCCCUCUUGACAACUGAAUCCUAUACCAGAUGUACAUUUCAAAUUGAACUUACACAGUGUGAGAGCCCAGUGACUGCACUGUUUUGAUCAUUCACAUUUUUACAAAUAGGUGGACUCAUUCAUACAUUUUUUUGCCUUGAAUUAAAAAAAAACCAAAUUGCCAGAUUAUGAAUUCACUCUAUGUUUACCAUUUAGAUGCGGAGAUUGCUUUAAGGGAUUUUUCUUUUUAAAACUGGCAUAUGUGUUGAUUCAUCAUGUCUUUCUAUUCACAUUAUCAGCUGUCAAAGAUUAAUGAGAGGGGAUCAGAACUGUUGGUUAAACAUACAAGUGGUGUUAUGUCUCACCCUUUUAAUGUUCUUUGAUGAAAAAAAUCCACACCUGCCACCAGCAAAAAUACUUGCCUUCGUUUAGUAAGCAAAUAAUAUUGUCAAAUAAUUUAUUCUGGCUUUGUUAUAAUGAAAAUAGAUUACCUGGUCUAAAUUUGCCACCAUAGGUGUUAAAUUCUUCUCCUGUCUACAGUUGUAUUUAUUUUGCUACUUAUAA
This is a messenger RNA of Lagenorhynchus albirostris (white-beaked dolphin), 2857 nucleotides long. It is a transcript of the gene BARD1, whose product is annotated as BRCA1 associated RING domain 1. Gene Ontology annotation, molecular function: protein binding. The transcript is spliced from 11 exons. Lineage: Eukaryota; Metazoa; Chordata; Mammalia; Artiodactyla; Delphinidae. The record is from RefSeq and is a predicted model, not a curated record. Bases 1 to 2331 code for a protein of 776 amino acids.